Messenger RNA from Zingiber officinale, 1992 nucleotides. RefSeq names its product glycosyltransferase BC10-like. The record is from RefSeq and is a predicted model, not a curated record. Gene Ontology annotation, molecular function: glycosyltransferase activity. The transcript has 2 exons. NCBI's taxonomy places the organism in Eukaryota, Viridiplantae, Streptophyta, Magnoliopsida, Zingiberales, Zingiberaceae. The coding region runs from base 642 to 1790 and encodes 382 amino acids. Gene Ontology annotation, cellular component: membrane.
UUUAUAGAAAAGGAGGGAAAGUAGAUUAAAAAUAGUAGAAAUUAUGGACUAUUAUUAUUGUCAUACUACUAAAUUUAAAAGAUUGUUUGUUUAUAGUCAAAGGUAAAGAAACAAACAAGUUUGAAAGUUGGGGAAUUUGUAAUUUUAUUUAUUUUUAAAUUCUCAAAUUUAUUAUAUAAUUAUAUAAAUUUAAUUAUAUUCUUCAUGACCAACAUUCAUUGGUGCACAUUUUGAAACGGGCGAUUCGAUCGCAGUCGAUCCGUUGACCAUGGAAAAUUGCGAUCGAUCGGAAGAGCAAAAGGACGAUUUUUCUUUAAUCUUUCUUCCUCUUUUCUUCUCUCCACGAGUUCUCGAUUCUUCGUUCCAUGAAUCCUAGAAUCGCUGCCAAGGAAGGGGGGCGGCUGGAGGCGUCGAGACGCACGCAGCUACGAGCCAUUGGUGAUCGCUCCUGAAGAAGCUUCCCCGCAGGAAUCGGUGGCAAAGCUCGAUCUUUGGAGGAGUGGAUCUGCUUCUGAAAUAUCUGGCCGGGUAGGUAUUGCAUUUGGAUGAUUUUGCAAGUUUUUCCCGAAGGAUUUAGGGUUUGGUGGAUUCGGUCGCUUUCCUCUUCUAUCAAGAUCUUCCUUUGAUCGGAAAAUUACAAGAUGAAGCCAAGGAACAAACCUGACGAAGAGGAAGCUGAGUUCUUCCACUUGCCUUCGAGGAAAAACUGGUCGACCAGGCUGAUCAAAUUCAUUUCUGCUCUGGUCGUAUUCAUGGCGGGGCUGGUCAUAGGCUUAUCGUUGAGCGGUCGCUUCAACGCACAGACCGAAAUCUUCUUCCCGGGCACAAUGUACUCUGUCAACUGCGAUAAGGACUUUCUGGGCUUCAAGAGCUUCGUGACUCCUCAGCAUCUGAUUCAUAGUAUGACAGAUGAGGAGCUAUUCUGGAGAGCUUCGAUGGCGCCGAAAAUGGAGGAGUACCCAUUUCAAAGGGUGCCGAAGGUUGCCUUUAUGUUCAUGACAAGGGGGACUCUGCCUUUCGCUCGGCUAUGGGACAGAUUCUUCAAAGGCCAUGAGGGCCAGUAUUCAGUGUAUCUCCACACACUUCCUGAUUACAAACUUAAUGUCUCUACAAACUCUGCUUUCUAUGGCCGGCAGAUCCCUAGCGAGGAGGUUUCUUGGGGAUCAGUGACAUUAGUAGAUGCAGAGAAGCGUCUCUUGGCCAAUGCUUUGCUGGAUUUCUCCAACGAACGCUUUGUCCUCCUCUCUGAAAGUUGCAUUCCUGUGUACAACUUCACCACCGUCUAUAACUACCUCAUUUAUUCUGCUCACAGCUUUGUUGAAUCCUACGACGAGAACUCACAAGAAGCCCGUGGCCGUUAUAACCGUCGCAUGGCCCCAACAAUCAAGCUCUAUCACUGGAGGAAAGGUUCUCAGUGGUUUGAGCUCAACCGAGAACUGGCGGUGUAUAUCGUGGCAGAUUACCAGUACUACUCGAUAUUCCGGAAAUAUUGCAAGCCUUCUUGUUAUCCCGACGAGCACUAUAUACCGACUUACUUGAACAUGUUCCAUGGGUCUCUAAACUCCAAUCGGACCGUAACCUGGGUCGAUUGGUCAAGGAGCGGGCCUCAUCCGGCAACAUACGGUGCUCCCAACAUUACGGCAGACUUUAUCCGGUCGAUUAGAAACAACGGCACCUCGUGUACUUACAACUCGAAACCAACAUCCGUCUGUUUCCUCUUCGCGAGGAAGUUUGCUCCUAAUGCCUUGGGUCCUCUACUCGCCCUCUCUUCGGCAUUAAUGGGAUUCUGAAGCUUUUAGUCCGAAUCCUUACUUAUUUUUUCAUGCUGAUGUGGCUGCUGGGCUGGCAACAUUGUACAGGUCAGCUUGAAAUCCUGACCCAACUCUUUAAAUCUAGGCAUCUUAAAUUUAUUAUAUUCAAACAAAGAAUAGGGCCAGUAAUAAAGAUGUCAUUAUUGAUUUUUUAUGAAUACAAAUUCAUUUGAUUUUCACA